This is a messenger RNA of Polyodon spathula (Mississippi paddlefish), 4146 nucleotides long. Its product is annotated as A disintegrin and metalloproteinase with thrombospondin motifs 18-like. Gene Ontology annotation, biological process: extracellular matrix organization; proteolysis. Gene Ontology annotation, molecular function: metalloendopeptidase activity. The record is from RefSeq and is a predicted model, not a curated record. Gene Ontology annotation, cellular component: extracellular matrix. The transcript has 23 exons. The coding region runs from base 193 to 3882 and encodes 1229 amino acids. NCBI's taxonomy places the organism in Eukaryota, Metazoa, Chordata, Actinopteri, Acipenseriformes, Polyodontidae.
CCUGCUGCAACCGCCACUUUUACAUAAAGCACUUUUACAAUUGAAUGCAAUGGAUUUAAAGGACUUCAAGUAAAGACUAAGCUGAAACAAAAACUAAUAAAAUGUUUGUCGCUUGCAUUCAGCGGUGUCGAGGGUUAUUUUUUAGUUUUCAAGGAGAAUGUAACUGAAGAGGUGAAUGAAUGAAAAAAAAAAAUGGAUUUCCUUUUUCUUUUGCUGUGGACUUUACCUAUUCCAUUAGUCAGUACCAGAUCAAUGACGUUUCUGUCAGCCCUGUGGUUUGGGAAUGUUAUGAAGACUUUGCAGAUUUGUUGUUCCUAUUCUGUAUCGACAGUGACAGCUACAUUCACGAGUGACAACAGUGGACUGAAUUAUGAUUACGUGUUUGUAACACCUAUAGAAGUAGACUCAGAAGGAGCUUACAUUUCCCAUGAUAUUGUGGGAAGCAGCAGAAAGAGGAGGUCAUUGCAGUAUCCAAAGGACUCGCUGCACUACAGGCUGUCAGCAUUUGGACAAGAACUUAAUUUAGAUUUAAAGCCCUCCAAUGUGUUAGCAAAUGGGUUUGCUGUCCAGACACUUGGCAAAGACGGUGCAACCUCAUGGCAAGAGCCCACAGUUGAGGAUUGUUUUUAUCAGGGAUUUGUAAGAAACCACAGCAGUUCUUCGGCUGCGAUAUCAACAUGUAAAGGCCUGUCAGGUUUGAUAAGGAUACAUGGUGGUGAGUUCCUCAUUACACCGCUACCUCAGCGUCUGGCAGUGGAACACAACUACACCUCCCUCCCCGGGCAUCACCCACAUGUGCUGUACAAGCGAUCGGCUGAGCAUACCAUCCAUCACAGGCCAGCAGACAGCAGCUCAUACCAGGGGCACCAUUAUUUGCCCCACGACCACCUUCACAAGAGAGACUACCUGCAUGGGAAGUACCAGAGACAGCACUUCUGUGGACGGCGCAAGAAAUACACUCCUAAACCUCCUGUGGGGGACCUCCACACAAUGCCCGAUGAGUACGAGCAACAGAGCAGAGCCAAACGCUCUCCUCUCAACCCCCGCAAGCCAGCAGGGCUCAAUGUGGAGACCCUGGUGGUGGCUGACCGGAAAAUGGUGGAAAAACACGGCAAAGAGAACGUUACGACAUACGUCCUCACAGUCAUGAACAUGGUUUCCAGUCUGUUCAAAGACGGCACCAUUGGAAAAGAUAUCAGCAUUGUGGUUGUCAGUCUUCUUCUCCUGGAGCAAGAUCCAGUGGGCUUGUCAAUAAGCCACCAUGCAGACAUGUCCUUGAACAGCUUUUGCCAGUGGCAGUCUGGCCUGAAUGGGAAGAAUAGGAAGCGUCAUGACCACGCAGUGCUUCUCACUGGACUGGAUAUCUGCUCCUGGAAAAAUGAGCCUUGUGACACACUUGGUUUUGCUCCUAUAAGUGGGAUGUGCAGUAAACACCGAAGCUGUACUAUAAAUGAAGACACAGGGCUUGGCUUGGCUUUUACCAUUGCACAUGAAUCAGGGCACAAUUUUGGUAUGGUCCAUGACGGUGAGGGGAACGCAUGUAAGAAGGCUGAAGGGAACAUAAUGUCCCCGACCUUGGCUGGAAACAAUGGCGUCUUCUCUUGGUCUGCCUGUAGCCGCCAGUAUCUCAACAGGUUCCUCAGUACAGCUCAAGCUUCUUGUCUUGUUGAUGAUCCGAAGCAAGUUGGACAAUAUAGAUACCCGGACACGCUCCCAGGUCAGCUGUAUGAUGCUGACACACAGUGCAAAUGGCAGUUUGGCUCAAAGGCAAAGCUCUGCAAUCUGGACUUCGUAAAGGAUAUCUGUAAGUCACUCUGGUGCCAUAAAACAGGCCACAGGUGUGAAACUAAAUUUAUGCCAGCAGCAGAAGGGACCAUCUGUGGACAGAACAUGUGGUGUCGAAGAGGCCAGUGCGUGAAGUUUGGGGAUCAUGGGCCCAAAGCUAUCCACGGCCAGUGGUCCCAGUGGUCGCAGUGGUCUGAGUGCUCGAGAACCUGUGGAAGGGGAGUAACGUACCGCGAGAGACACUGCAAUAGCCCAAAGCCACAGUAUGGCGGGGAGUUCUGCCAAGGCUCCACUCGCUUAUACCAGCUGUGUAAUGUCAACGCCUGCCAGCCCAACAGCGUGGACUUCAGGGCACAGCAGUGUGCUGAAUACAACAGCAAGCCCUUCAGGGGCUGGUACUACAAAUGGAAACCCUACACAAAAGUAGAAGUGGAAGACAUUUGUAAACUGUAUUGCAUAGCAGAAGACUUUGAAUUCUUCUUUGCAAUGUCGAGCAAAGUUAAGGAUGGGACCUCCUGCUCUGAUCACAAGCACGAUGUGUGCAUUGAUGGGAUUUGUGAGCCAGUAGGAUGUGACCAGGUUCUGGGUUCAAAAGCUGCACUAGAUGCCUGUGGUGUGUGUAAAGGGGAUAACUCGACCUGCACGUUCUUUAAAGGGCAGUACCUCCAGCAGCACAGAGCUAAUGAGUAUUAUUCAGUAGUCACAAUUCCAGCAGGAGUCCACAGCAUUCGAGUGCAUGAGAUGGAAAUCUCCACCAGUUAUCUGGCGGUCCGUAGCUUGAAGAAGAAAUACUAUCUGACAGGAGACUGGACAGUUGAUUGGCCGGGACAAUUCCCCUUUGCUGGAACCGUGUUUGACUAUCAACGCUCCUUUAACCGUCCGGAAAGCCUGUAUGCGGCCGGUCCGACUAAUGAGACGCUGGUCUUUGAAAUACUUCUGCAAGGCAAGAACCCUGGCAUCGCCUGGGAAUACACCUUACCCAAGAGCCUGAACGACAGCAAGACCACUGCUAGGAGACACAACUACACCUGGGUGGCCAUCAGAUCAGAUUGCUCAGCCUCGUGUGCUGGAGGUCAAAUGUCAAUAAAGGCUGUUUGUCUACAAGACCAUUACACACAGGUCAACUCAUCCUCCUGCAAUCCACGCACUAGACCUACAAUAGGAACUAAUGUCUGCAACACUCAACCAUGCCCAGCUUUCUGGUCGGCAGGGGAAUGGAGCACAUGCAGUAAAUCCUGCGGACUGGGACAGCAGUCCCGUCAAAUCCAGUGUCUCCGGAAGGUGGCCUUCAAGCGGGAGGAGGUGGUGGCGCACUCUUUGUGUCCUGUGAUGACGCCCGCCCAGGUACAGCCCUGCAGCAACAAAGCAUGUCUGCCUGAGUGGAGAACAGGAGCCUGGUCUGAGUGUUCUAAGACUUGUGGGAGAGGUCUGAAGAAACGAGAUGUUUACUGCAGCAGCACCAAUCUGUCAAACAAGCCCAGCAUCCAUCCGGACAGCAUGUGCAGCCGAGAUCAGAAACCCAAAGCCCAAGAGACAUGUGUGCUGAGACGCUGCCCGAAAAAUGACAGACUGGAGUAUGUGACAUCAGCAUGGAGCGAGUGUUCAACAAGCUGUGGUCCAGGGGUUCAGAAAAGGGAACUGAAGUGUAGUGAGAAAGAAGCUUAUGACAAAUACAUUGAAUUCCCCCAGAGAAGAUGUCGCAACUUAAAGAAGCCCAUUGUGGAACUGGAGCAAGCCUGCGACAAGGGGUCCUGCUCAGGCCCAAGACCUGCUCCAGAAAGGACCAUCAGUAUGGUUGUGUCAGGAUGGUAUUCAUCCCCUUGGCAACAGUGCACAGUGUCUUGUGGAGGAGGGGUACAGACGCGGAGUGUGCAGUGUCUCAGGCAGGGCAGACCAUCAGGUGGAUGUCAGCAUCACCAGAGACCUACCACCUCCAGAGCCUGCAACACCAACUUCUGUCCGGCACCCAAGAGGAAAGAUGAUCCGUCCUGCAUUGACUUCUUCAGCUGGUGCCACCUGGUUCCCCAGCAUGGUGUGUGCAACCACAAAUUCUAUGGACAGCAGUGCUGCAAAUCAUGUACCAGGAAAACGCGGUAGCGAAUCAUAUUUAAUUCUACAUUCACACCAAACAUUCUCUUCUUUCAGUUUAGGGGUUUAUUCACUUGAAAACUGCAAAAGUGUGUGGAAACCUGUUGGAGAAGCAGUACAUGGUAGACUACAGCACACUUUUUCCUGUAGUACUUGACUGCUGCACCUUUCAAAACACUGCUCCAUGCAAAACUGGGUUCUAAAGGAAUGCUAUGGAGCGCUUGCAGUUCUACUGGUGCUUGCAUUUAUUAUAGUGACUCAUUGACCCCCCCC